Paramuricea clavata is the source of this 346-nucleotide messenger RNA. The record is from the annotation of a GenBank genome assembly. Lineage: Eukaryota; Metazoa; Cnidaria; Anthozoa; Malacalcyonacea; Plexauridae.
AUGGCAAAAUAUUUACAGAAGUACACUUUAUACCGAGAAAAUGAUGAACAAAUUGCAAUGAUUUCUGCAAGUUUUACUACUCAAAGUUUGCCUUAGUGUUCUAUCUUUGUUAGGCGCUUCAGGAUAUCUGUGUUGCUGUAUUUUAAGCUCUGAUGACGAUAUUGAUAAUGAAGAUUUUGUAUCCCAUGAUAAUGGAAGUGAUGAUACUGGAGAUGAAAGUGUGCCACAAACCAAUCCUAAUGAGAAUAUCAAGUUUCGAUGGACAAAGAAAGACAUUCCAAUAUCCAAUGAAAGAUUUAGUCCCAAAGUAGAUGACAUGGAAGAAACCAUGCAAGCGGCCUCUUGA